UAAGUAAAGUGUAUCAUGUACACUUAUGUAUGUCCUGUGUGCCAGGUGUUUGUGGAGUUCUCACCCUCACAAGCAGUCCCAGGGGAGAAGAACACGCUGCAGCUCUCGGCCCAGCCCGGCUCCCUCUGUGGCCUCAGCACUGUGGACAAGAGUGUUCACAUCAUGGAGCCAGGGAAGAGGCUGGAUGCUGACAAGAUAUUUGAUUUGUUACCGGUCAAGGAGACGACCUAUAUUCCCUACGAGCUUGAAGAUCCAGUAGCAUGUUUACGUGUAAGACCAAGGAGAAAUGUAAUGCUAUACCCAGAUGGACCAUCCGAGGAGAAAAAUCAACCUUAUGAGGUUUUUCAGAAACUGGGACUGAAGCUGGCAACUAACCUGGUUAUAAGAGUACCUUCCUGCCUCAGCUACAAGGGGCUGCAGUACCAUCGGCCCUAUGGCUACAAUCCCUACCCUGUAACAAUGAACAGAUUUCACCUGGGUCCAGCGAUUCUGGGAUUUGGUCAAGCUGGACUUGGUGGAGUACCCGGUGUCGGAUUUAGUGCCGAUCCAGCUCCACCACCCAUACAGACAGUCCGUACGUUCUUCCCCGAGACAUGGAUAUGGGAUCUUGUGGAAGUUGGGGAGUCUGGAUCAGCAGACGUGCCCCUCACGGUCCCAGACACCAUUACCACCUGGGAGACAGAGGCAUUCUGCCUGGCCCCURGCGGCUUCGGUCUGGCUCCUCCUGUGGAGAUCACUGUCUUCCAGCCUUUCUUCCUAGAGCUCACCCUGCCCUACUCCAUCAUCCGUGGAGAGCAUUUUGAGCUGAAGGCCACUGUGUUCAACUACCUGUCCAAGUGCAUCAUGGUUUCUGUGACUCCGGCUCCUUCCUUAGACUACACUCUCACACCCCUGAAUGAUGUCCAGUAUUCAUCAUGCUUGUGUGCCARUGGACGAAAGACCUUCAGUUGGACAAUGGCACCCUCAGUCCUGGGGGAUUUGAAUGUGUCCGUUAGUGCAGAGGCUGUCCAGUCCCACACUGCAUGUGACAAUGAGAUUGUGAACGUACCAGAGAGAGGACGCAUCGACACAGUCACAAAGAGCCUGCUGGUGAAGGCGGAGGGAACAGAAAAGACCGACACCUACAACUGGUUGCUGUGUCCAACUGGAGAAACUCUGACAGAGGAGGUGGAACUGCAACUCCCCAAGAAUGUGGUGGAUGGAUCUGAUCGAAUUUCUCUCUCAGUCCUGGGGGACAUCCUGGGUCGGGCCCUCAAGAACCUGGAUGGACUGCUGCAGAUGCCGUAUGGGUGUGGAGAGCAGAAUAUGGCCCUCCUUGCCCCCAAUAUCUACAUACUUGAAUACCUGAGGAACACAGAGCAGCUCACUCCAGCCAUCCGAGACAAGGCCACCAAGUUCCUCACUAGUGGUUACCAAAGGCAGCUGAACUACAGGCAUUUUGAUGGUGCAUACAGCACAUUUGGACAAGGCUCAGGGAAUACUUGGCUGACUGCUUUUGUCUUGAGAUCCUUUGGCAAAGCACAGUCUUUCAUUUAUAUUGACCCGGCGCAAAUUGUGCGAUCCAAGACUUGGUUAGAACAUCAACAAGGCAAACAUGGGUGUUUCGUCGGAUUGGGGAAACUCUUUAAUAACAGAAUGAAGGGUGGUGUGACAGAUGAAGUCACACUGACGGCCUACAUCACUGCUUCAAUGCUGGAGCUCAAUAUGUCAGUGUCGGAUCCUGUUGUGUACGGCAGUUUGUCUUGCCUGAAGAACUCCACCAGUGAUUUGUCCAACACCUACACUACUGCUCUGCUGGCCUACACCUUUACCCUGGCAGGGGACAUGGAGACUCGGGCCCAACUUCUGCAGCACCUGGACACGGUCGCAUUACAAGAGGGGGGUCUCCUGCACUGGACUCAGACCUCCUCAGAGACUUCAGCCUCCCUGGCAGUGGAGAUCAGCUCCUACGUUCUGCUGGCUUCCCUCAGUGCCUCCCCUCUGUCUGCCACUGACCUGGGCUACGCCUCCCGCAUCGUCAGGUGGCUGGUGAGACAGCAGAACGCCUACGGAGGCUUCUCUUCCACACAGGACACAGUGGUGGCCCUCCAGGCCCUGGCUCUCUACUCCACCAGGGUGUUCAGUAGAGGAGGAGCCAGCACAGUGACGGUACGGUCUCCCAGUGGGGAACGGUGCCUCUUCCAUGUCAACCAAAACAACAAGCUUCUGUACCAGGAGAGGGCGCUGCAGGACACAGAAGGGAAGUACACGGUGGAAGUGAAGGGCAGUGCUUGUGCCUCAGUGCAGGUGGCACUCCACUACAACAUCCCUACUCCUACUGACAGCACAACGCUCAGUAUCCAGGUGAAGACAGAGGUGGACUGCAACAGCAACUCUUUGAGGCCCAGAGUCACGCUGAAACUCCAGUUUCAAUAUYAUGGAAAGGAGCUGACCACCAAUAUGAUUAUUGUGGAUUUGAAAAUGCUGUCUGGGUUUGCUCCAGACCCAGACUCUUUGGGGAGGCUGAGGAGGUCACUUCAAGUGGAUCGUGUUGAUACUGAAGAUAACCAUGUGUUAAUGUACUUGACAGAGUUACCAUCACUAUUGCCUUUCAACCACACCCUGGACAUCAUACAGGAGCUCCCAGUACAAAAUCUAAAGCCAGCGGUGGUCAAGAUCUACGACUACUACCAGCCMAGUGACCAGGCAGAAACAGAAUAUGUCUUCCCUUGCAAGUAGGGGUUACAAACUGGUGUAAGAAGAAAAUGACAUUCACAGAGGUCACACCUGCAACCCCUGAGAUAUAUUUUAAGCUCUAAAGUAAACUAUGUAACUGGAAUUAAAGUUUUCCAUUAUARCCCUA
Molecule: messenger RNA, 2842 nt
Organism: Salvelinus sp. IW2-2015
Lineage: Eukaryota; Metazoa; Chordata; Actinopteri; Salmoniformes; Salmonidae
Product: alpha-2-macroglobulin
Cellular component (GO): extracellular region
Molecular function (GO): endopeptidase inhibitor activity
Source: RefSeq, a predicted model, not a curated record